GCAGCAUGUUCCUGAAACACCCCCGCCCAGAGCGCCCCAGCCCCCCCUUCUCCAGGACUCAGCGAAGGCUCUUGUCCGGAUCAGCUGCCUGGCUGCCCCUUGGGGUUUCCUGAUGCCCUUGCCCGUCCCUCUCUCUGCAGCUGUGGAGACCCAGAGCACGAGCUCGGAGGAGAUGGUGCCCAGCUCCCCCUCACCGCCCCCGCCCCCCCGCGUCUACAAGCCCUGCUUCGUCUGCAACGACAAGUCCUCCGGCUACCACUACGGCGUCAGCUCCUGCGAAGGCUGCAAGGGAUUCUUUCGCCGAAGCAUCCAGAAAAACAUGGUGUAUACCUGCCACCGUGACAAGAACUGCCAGAUCAACAAGGUGACCCGCAACCGCUGCCAGUACUGCCGGCUCCAGAAGUGCUUCGAGGUUGGCAUGUCCAAAGAAGCUGUGCGGAACGACCGCAACAAGAAGAAGAAGGAUGUGAAGGAGGAGGCCGUGGUGGACAGCUACGAAAUGACGCCCGAGCUGGAGGAGCUGAUCCAGAAAGUCAGCAAGGCCCACCAGGAGACCUUCCCCUCGCUGUGCCAGCUGGGCAAAUACACCACGGUGAGACCCCGGAACUCCCUUCUGCCCCUCCAUGCCAGCCUCAGGACUGGCCUCUGGGUCCCUGCACCCCAAGCCCCUGAGAAUAACAGAGCCCGGCGCCCACUUCUGUCACGAAGUGAGGCUGUUCUCAGCCAGGCUGUCUGCCCAAUCCCCACAGGCAGAGCGGAGCUGGGAUCCUGCACAUUGGCCACCACAUGGCACCAGUGCCUGGCCCCUAUGGGCAGAGGGGUCAGGGUUCUUGGGCUCCAUGCCUGGCCCCG
This is a messenger RNA of Pelodiscus sinensis (Chinese soft-shelled turtle), 852 nucleotides long. The record is from RefSeq and is a predicted model, not a curated record. NCBI's taxonomy places the organism in Eukaryota, Metazoa, Chordata, Testudines, Trionychidae.